AUGGGAAUCUUAACCAUAACCUCCCAAGCGGCGCUGGCCGCCUUUUCAGCGAUACCCCCCUUCGUCUGGGUCGUGGGUGUUGCGGUGCUAGCAGCAACAUACUUCUCGCUCCGCCGCCACGCCGAGGAACCCCGCCAUCACGCCCCAAAGGCAGAAGCUGUCCAAGACUCCAAAUCGAAGCCUCCAGUUGAUGACCCGGACGCCCCUGUCUCUGUCAACUACUUCCCAUCCCGCGAAUGCAACUAUGCCUGCGGUUUCUGCUUCCACACCAAUACCUCAGGCUACAUCCUUCCACUGGAUGAAGCGAAGCACGGUAUGCGUCUUCUGAAGGACGCCGGCAUGCGCAAGCUCAACGUUGCCGGCGGAGAGCCCUUCCUGCACCCAAAGUUCUUGGGUGAGCUGCUCCGGUACUGCAAAGAUGUCCUGGACCUCGAGAGCAUAAGCAUCGUCAGCAACGGGAGCAAAAUCCAGGAGAAGUGGCUCCGUGAAUACGGUCGCUACUUGGAUAUCCUGGCAAUCUCCUGUGACUCGUUCGUCCGCGAGACGAAUAAGGAGAUCGGCCGCGGUGAGAACGGCGGAGCGGACGGGGAAAAAGACCACAUUGCGCAGGUGUUCCGCAUCGCCGAGUGGUGCAAAGAAUACAACAUCAUGUUCAAGCUCAACACCGUCGUCAACGUCUACAACUGGAACGAAGACAUGGCCGAGACGAUUGCGCAGUUGGCGCCGUUCCGGUGGAAGGUGUUCCAGUGCUUGAUUGUCGAGGGCGAGAACGAGAACGACACGCGGGUGCGCGACGCGAGGAAGUUCCUCAUCUCGGAGGAACAAUGGCAGACGUUUUGCGAAAGGCAUAAGCACCUGCCAUGUUACGUGCCCGAGGACAAUCAGACCAUGGCUGGUAGCUAUUUGUUAUUGGACGAGCACUUGCGCUUCCUCGAUAAAGGCAAUGGUCCGAUGAAGAAGAGCGAGUCCUUGCUUGAUGUUGGGGUGAAGAAGGCCAUGCAGCAGGUGGCGUGGGAUAAGAGCGCGUUUGAUAAGAGAGGUGGUGUCUACGAAUGGCGGAAGUCACAGGUUGAAAGCACCGAAGGGGGUUGUAAUGGCGAUAGCAAAAAGGAGUUGGAGUGGUAG
Molecule: messenger RNA, 1125 nt
Organism: Colletotrichum orchidophilum
Lineage: Eukaryota; Fungi; Ascomycota; Sordariomycetes; Glomerellales; Glomerellaceae
Exons: 1
Coding region: 1-1125 (374 amino acids)
Molecular function (GO): 4 iron, 4 sulfur cluster binding; catalytic activity
Source: RefSeq, a predicted model, not a curated record